AUGGGUAGUAGUUAUUCACAUUAUCACCAUCACCAUCCACACUAUGGAGCACAUCAUUAUUCUCAUCAUUUUGGUCCAGGUCAUCACCAUCACAUGGGCCCCGGAUUUGGUUUUGGUGGUCAUCAUCAUCAUCAUCAUAUGCAUCAUGGAUUUGGAUUCAAUCACCAUCACGGUGGCUUUGGUGGAGGUCAUCAUGGACAUUGUUAA
Molecule: messenger RNA, 207 nt
Organism: Rotaria sp. Silwood1
Lineage: Eukaryota; Metazoa; Rotifera; Eurotatoria; Philodinida; Philodinidae
Source: the annotation of a GenBank genome assembly